Nannizzia gypsea CBS 118893 is the source of this 1341-nucleotide messenger RNA. RefSeq names its product F-box domain-containing protein. Gene Ontology annotation, molecular function: protein binding. NCBI's taxonomy places the organism in Eukaryota, Fungi, Ascomycota, Eurotiomycetes, Onygenales, Arthrodermataceae. The transcript is spliced from 2 exons. Bases 1 to 1341 code for a protein of 446 amino acids. The record is from RefSeq and is a predicted model, not a curated record.
AUGGCUGCUUCAUUCGAGUUACGAGCUCGCAAAUCAAUAUCUGCUUUCGAGAAAGCCAGCCUGGCGAAGCUAGCGUGGCUAAGAAAGAACCAUAACGGGGUGAUACAACAGGAUACCCAGCCUCUAAACAGAGGCAAGCCGUUUUCGUGCUGGGAUGAACUACCAGUUGAAUUGGUUGUCAACAUAUUCGGUCUCUGCCGGCUCCAGGAUCUAGGCAGCCUGCUCCUUGUUUGCCGGAAAUUCUGGUAUCUUUUGCAGGUUCACGAAGAGGCUAUCACCAGAGAGUACUUGCGUAUCCGGCGGCAUGGGACCCUGCCGUCUCGAGAUCACAAGCCGAACCAUUACACAAGGGCGCCUGAGGACGAUGUGAUAUUACUGUCCGAUCUAUUCCCGCCUUUUACUGAAGCUACCAAUCGCCGAGAGCAUUAUUCUUUUAGGUAUCUCGCAGACUUACGUCGGAGACAGGAAGUCUGCUCGAAAUUAUCAUACUACCUUGCAGAUCAUGUUCUAGACCGGUUCAUGGAGGAGAACCCUGCCUGGGUGAAGUCCUUAUCACAUCUCUCGAAACCAACACAGCAGAAGGUUUUGGAACGUGGAAGUGCCCUUCUUCAGUCGAAGCUGACUCCUCUUAUGCAAGUCAACCUGCUGUUUCACGACUUCUCCAAGCUUAAUUCUAAUAUAUAUAUUUAUAUCAUUAGGUUUUAUACCAUGUUUUUCCUGAAGAAGUAUGAUGAAGCACGGUCAGAAUUACAGGAUUCCCUUUACGAAGCAUUCGAAGCAGGAAAGCUCCCGGUACCAGUCCAGCCUCGUGAUCGGUCAAUAAUGUACCGCGCACUUCAAACAAGGAUUCUCCAAGCCUACCCUUUCAUCGACUCACGGGCGUUAAUAUCAGCUCACCACUGUAUACGGCUACUGAUAUUUUCCCUCCAUCGAGUUCUCGUUGCGGAGACACCUGUUACGACAUCAUGCGAGAAAUUUAUCAUUAUGCUACUUACUACCUCCGGCCUGGAACGAGUCACGGAAUUCUUUGCUGCCGAAAAGGGCGGAAGCAAUCAGCGUGCUAUGAGAAAAGAAUUUAUGCGCAAGACACAGGUGGACUGGGACAUGUACAGAAACGACUCCAAGGCCUUGAAGGUGUUUGACGCAUUGAGUGGUGACUGUCACUACCCCCCAUUAAUGACUGAGAUAUGGAUUGGACCGGCAAUCGAGGAAAUCUCUAGACGGCAAUUACUUAUACAGCAUCCCAAUGAGGAUUUUGUGACGCUGUGGAAUGAUGCACAUAUCAGCCUCGGCUGUAGUUAUUGUGCUAGAACGAAUGCGAAGAUUAAAUGGCAGGCAUGA